This is a messenger RNA of Neodiprion fabricii, 647 nucleotides long. RefSeq names its product 28S ribosomal protein S36, mitochondrial. The record is from RefSeq and is a predicted model, not a curated record. Gene Ontology annotation, biological process: 2-oxoglutarate metabolic process. The transcript has 4 exons. The coding region runs from base 129 to 455 and encodes 108 amino acids. NCBI's taxonomy places the organism in Eukaryota, Metazoa, Arthropoda, Insecta, Hymenoptera, Diprionidae.
AAAAUGUUGGCAGACUUGGGGGAAGCUGAUUGAGUUCAUUGAGUCAUCUGGCAACUCUGAAUCUAUGACGAAAGUGAAAUUUUCCGUACAUUCUUUGUAGCUGAAAUUAAUAACUUCGAUAAAAGACUAUGAUGGCUAAUAAAGGAUGGAGAGUCGUGCAGGCUCACAUACCUAUGAUUAAAUUUCGUAAGGGUGAUAUUGAAAGAGCUGUGAGAGACGUAAUCGCGACUAAUCAGUCAACUGGUCCAGCAUCGUCGCCACUGAAAACGACAAGCAGGGCGUCGGGGCCCGGAGUUGUGACCAGACCAGUUAUUGAAGAUUUCCAACUACCGGCGAGAUAUCAGAGGCGUCCACUGGAUAUUAAAGAAAUCGAAUGUAUCAACGUGGGUGGAUUGAAAUUCCGAUUCUAUUCCAUGCUAAGUUUUAUUUGUUACGGGGAUAUCAGGCCUCCAUGAGCGUGGUGGACCCGAAUAAUAAUAUUCCAGGUGCACCAAAAGCUUUCGAAUUCACAACAAAUCGUCUCAUAGUAUAUAAUCGGAAUUUUACAGGUUUCCGUAUUUAACAAUGUAAAUUAUUAAACUCUUGUACAUAUAUGUAAGGUCGCAAUUGCUUGACAUUAAAGUAGAAAUAAAACUUCUCUUAUAGAA